CUGGUCAUGUGCGAUGUCUGCUCUUCGGUGAAAUUGUGCAAAACAUUGUGAAAGGACAGUCUUUCGGGACACGAUCGACAUGUGAAGAGUAUUUUGACAACACAUAAUGCACGACGCUUAUGAGGCAGCUCCAAUUCUGGAGAAACUCCCUCUCCAAAUUGAAUCCAUAGCAUGUUAUGAUGAUAUUUUGCUGGUUGGAACAAAGCAAGGGCACCUGCUGCAGUACAAGAUCAAAAGAAGUACAAGGGUGCAAGAAAAGAAAUUUGAGGUUACCUUGGAGAGAUCAAACAAAUCCUUUUCCAAGAAACCAAUCACACAGUUGACUGCUGUUCCUGACCACUACAUUCUGAUAAGUCUCUCUGAUAAUGUCAUCAGCGUACACGACCUGCAGUCGUUUGGCCUCGUCACCUGCGUCACUAAGACGAAGGGCGCUACGCUGUUUGCCGCAGAUGUACAGAAAAAUUCCUCCAUCACUGGUGGGGCACAGACCACUCUCAGGAUAGGUGUGUCCUCCAAGAGAAGGGUGCAGUUGUUUUACUGGAAAAACAGAGACUUCCAUGAAUUGUUGGCAGACCUGAGUCUGUACGAUAUUCCGCGAGCAAUGGCUUGGUGUAAGGAAUCUCUAUGUGUGGGAUUCCGCAGAGAGUACUACAUGAUCAGCGUUAAAAAUGGUGAGCUGACGGAACUGUUCCCUGUUGGGAGCCGCCAGGUGGAGCCCAUUGUCACCAAACUAGCCAAUGACCGUCUGGCACUUGGUCGAGAUGAAAUGUCCAUUUUGAUAGAUGGCGAGGGCAAACCUGCUCGGAAGGAGCCGGUCAAGUGGUCAGACAUUCCCAUAGCUAUAGAAAAUAAUGCACCCUAUGUGUUAGCCAUCUUACCCAAGUAUGUAGAAGUCCGAACUAUUGAACCUAACCUGAACAUCCAGAGUAUAGAGCUCUCCAAGCCAAGACUGGUGUGUCAGGGGAGCAACACUGUGUAUGUAGCUUCAUCCAACUUUGUGUGGAGACUGGCCCCAAUGCCCAUUUCUCACCAGAUUAAACAGCUGCUGCACGGGAAGGAGUUCAAACUGGCUCUACACUUAGCCGAAAUGCAAGAUGAACCUGACUCCGAGAAGGAGAAGAGGAUCAGAAGCAUCAACAACCUGUAUGCCUUUGAUCUGUUCUGUCAGCACAAGUUUGAGGAAUCCAUGAAGAUAUUUGACUCCCUCGGGACAGAUCCAUCUCAUGUCAUAGGGUUGUACCCCAACCUGCUUCCCCAGGACUUCCGGAACCAGCUGGAGUAUCCGGACCGACUGCCGGACCUGGAGGGCGGAGAGCUGGAGAAGGGAAUGCUUGCACUCAUCGACUAUCUCACUGAGAAGAGAAACCAGCUACUGAAGGACCUGAACAAGGACAUGGCAACAACGGCCAUUGUGGAGGGCAACGUCACCAUCCGCUCCAAGAAGCAGCUGAGCCAGAUCAUAGACACAACUCUCCUGAAAUGUUACCUCCAGACAAAUGAUGCGCUUGUGGCACCGCUGCUGAGACUGAAGGACAACAACUGCCACGUGGAGGAGAGCGAGCGGGUGCUCAAGAAGAAGGAGAAGUUCAGUGAGCUCAUCAUCCUGUAUGAGAAGAAAAAUCUCAAUCAAAAAGCCCUGAACCUGUUGAUGAAGCAGGCAGCACGUCCAGACUCUCCAUUGAAAGGUCACGACCGGACAGUCCAGUAUCUACAGCAUCUGGGUGCUGAGCAUCUGGCUCUGAUAUUUGAGUACUCCGAGUGGGUACUGAGGAAACACCCGGAGGAUGGGCUGAAGAUAUUUACUGAAGAUACACCUGAGAUUGAAAGUCUUCCAAGAGAUGAGGUGCUAGAGUUUCUAGAGAGGAUGUCAAAAGAUCUGGCUAUACCAUAUCUUGAACACAUUAUUUCUCAAUGUGAUGAUGAGACGCCAGAAUUUCACAACCGCUUAGUGCACCUGUACCGAGAGAAGAUCCAGGUGCUAUCUGAGGACUAUGUUGAGUCUCUACCUGAAGGAGAUCGUCUUGACAAAUCGAAAAACGAACCGGUGGAGUUGGAGGAGUACAGGGUGAAGCUGGUGGUGUUCCUGCAGACGUCCCAGCACUACGUCCCUGAGAUGCUGCUGGCAAGGUUCCCGCUGGAUAAGAGAGCAAUCCUACUGGGUCGGCUGGGAAGACAUGAGCAGGCUCUUGGCAUCUACAUCCACAUCUUGAAAGAUCCCCGUCUGGCUGAAGUGUAUUGUCGGACACAUUUUGAUAAAGAUAAGGAAGGGAACAAAGACGUGUAUGUGUGUCUGCUGAAGAUGUAUCUCCAGCCUCCGGAACCCUCCACACUCGGGAUGGCUCCUGAUGGGCAUGUCAGCACACCUCACAAGAACAUUCCUGCCGCCCUCAAACUGCUGGAGGACCAUGCAUGGAAGAUUGAGACGACUAAAGCUCUGGAACUGUUGCCCCCGGAGACCCGAGUCCGUGACAUCCUCACCUACCUGGAGAAUGUGAUGGAGCAUCGAGCAGCUCAGCGCCGCUCAGACCAGGUGCUGAAGAGCAUGCUCUACAAUGAAAACCUUCAGGUCCAGGAGCAGCGAAUGUACUACCAAAAGGUCAAGGUCAUCAUCAAUGAUGAGAAAACAUGUCGCGUUUGCAGGAGGAGGAUCGGUGACAGUGCCUUCGCUCGCUACCCGAACGGCCUCAUCGUCCACUACUUCUGUUGUAAAGACCCAAAGACAUUGCCGCCGGAUCUCAAGUGAAAUGGUCACCUCACACUAUACAUGUCACGGUAUUAUUUGUGAAGCACUGCGUCAUGGUCCGGGCUGGAUUGUUGUCUACUUCUUGGAUUGUGUCAAGAGUAUUUUCUUCUUCCAUGAAAUAUGAAGAGUUCUUAAGCUUUGAUUCAGUACAAUACAUACAAAGAAUGUCAUACGAGUUCAUUUGUAUGUAUGUAUUAAAAAAGAUGUCAUGAUAAGAGAGAAACAAUGAAUUCUUAGACCGAGUUGUUUUUCCCCUGUCAUGACCUCGUUGAGUUCAAUACCUAAGGUCCAAAUGGACUACUAUGACAAUCAAUAUUUAUUACACUCCUUCUUAAUGACAGACUGUUUUAAUCUAACUCAAGGCAUAACUAUUGAAACUUAGCAUUGAGGUUACUGUGACCUGUGUAUCACUCCGCACAAGGGACAUAUCACACAUGUAUACGUGGUUGUAUUCCUCCGCCUGACGUCAUCAGUCAAGUGCAAGGUUCUCAUCAAGAAAUAACAAAACAAUAAUAUUUGACACAAA
Molecule: messenger RNA, 3269 nt
Organism: Haliotis rubra (blacklip abalone)
Lineage: Eukaryota; Metazoa; Mollusca; Gastropoda; Lepetellida; Haliotidae
Product: vam6/Vps39-like protein
Exons: 26
Coding region: 107-2743 (878 amino acids)
Biological process (GO): vesicle-mediated transport; intracellular protein transport; endosomal vesicle fusion
Cellular component (GO): membrane; cytoplasm
Molecular function (GO): protein binding
Source: RefSeq, a predicted model, not a curated record